Aspergillus bombycis is the source of this 864-nucleotide messenger RNA. RefSeq names its product class II fructose-bisphosphate aldolase. The transcript is spliced from 3 exons. Gene Ontology annotation, molecular function: aldehyde-lyase activity; zinc ion binding. Gene Ontology annotation, biological process: carbohydrate metabolic process. The record is from RefSeq and is a predicted model, not a curated record. The coding region runs from base 1 to 864 and encodes 287 amino acids. NCBI's taxonomy places the organism in Eukaryota, Fungi, Ascomycota, Eurotiomycetes, Eurotiales, Aspergillaceae.
AUGGCCAACCCAUCAAUUGCAAGCAACCGUACUCGGUCGAUUCUACACGCCGCCAAGCAGGGCAAAUAUGCUGUUGGUGCGUACAACUGCUACAAUUGUGACGGCGUGAUGGCCGUUAUUCGUGCUGCAGAGGCAAAAAGAUCACCGGCUAUUAUUCAGCUUUUCCCCUGGACUUUGCACUUCCAAGGCCCCGAGUUUGUCCGUUACGUAGUCAACUCUGCCCAUGCUGCUUCGGUCCCCAUUGCAGUACAUCUUGAUCACUGCAUCAAGCCCGAGGACGUGGAACUAGCCCUAACUCUUCCGUUCGAUUCUAUCAUGAUUGAUGGUUCCACAAUGGAAGAGGCGGAGAAUGUCGCAAUCUGUGCACGGAAUAUCAAACGGGCACACGGGCUCGGGAUCUCCAUUGAGGUCGAGAUGGGGCGGAUAGAGGGCGGGGAGGAUGGCCUGCCCAACGUGGACUUAGGGACUGUCUUUACAAACCCCGAGGAUGCUAGACAGUUUAUGGAAGAGACUGGAGCUGACUUCCUUGCCCCAAGCUUCGGCAACAUUCAUGGCGGCUACGGACCUGGUGGUGCCGAAAAGUUGUGGGACACAUCUCUUCUCCGCAAGAUCUCGGAAAGUGUCGAACAGCCACUUGUGCUGCAUGGAACGCACCCUGUUACGGAUGAACUCUUCCUCAAGGCAAUUGACUGCGGGGUUUCGAAGAUCAACGUCAACCGAACAGUGCGCGAUGAUUAUACGAAGUUUGUCGCUGAGAAUGCCGGGAAAUUGGAAUUGACAGUGCUUAAGGUCCAGGCUGUCGAUGUUUAUGCCAAGUCUGUCCAGCGUGUCAUGGAUCUUUUCAGAUCUUCUGGCAAAGCAUAA